GGCUAUGUUGUGGAGCUCCAUUUUGCUUGUUCUUUUCAUCUCUUUUUUUUUGUUUGUUUCAUUCAGUCUUGCUGAGAUCCGUUUCACGGAGAUCCGAUCCAAUGACCGCUACUCUGUAAUCCCCUUAGACGAGUUCCAGUUCACUCACAACGGCCGUCUCGAACUCAGCGUCUCUCAAGUUACUAUCUCGAACCAGAUUCCAUACUAUUACUUGGACAAAGUCGGAUUCUUCGUCUGCACACGUCACACAUGGGCGUUAUUGCUUCAACAACAACUCGCCGACGGGAAAGUCUUUUGUGCUCUCUCUUCCCCUUACGUCAGGGUCAUCUUCGACUUAAGGUCUCUCAAAGUGAAAUUGAGCUUCAACACCGUUUUCCCAGUACGGUACGCGGACCACUACAUCCUAGCCUUCAGUAACUGUCUCGAUCAAGUCAAUGUAUCGAUGACUGUCCAAUCGGCGAUGUACAAUCUCGAAGGAAAUAAAGACCGUCGGGAUUAUCUCUCCGCCAACCAAGCAAUUCUCCCUAGCUUUUACUUCCUUUUGUCCCUCUUUUAUUUCACACUCGCAGGGAUUUGGCUUUACUUGCUUCACAAGAACCCUAUCUCUGUUUCUAGAACCCAUUUCAUUAUGCUGGCUGUCAUCCCUUUAAAAGCUUGCAACCUCGUAUUUGAAGCGGAGGUUAAAUAUUGUAUCAAACGAACCGGAACUGGCUAUGGUUGGGAUCUUUGGUUUUCCAUUUUCAGUAUCUUGAAAGUGACCACGUUGAUCAUUUUGAUUGGCCAAGGCUGGUCGCUUUUGAAACCUUACUUGCAGGAUAAGGAAAAGAAGGUUUUUUUUAUAGUGAUUCCAUUUCAGGUAGUUGUUGCUAACAUUGCCCAAGUUUUCAUAGAUAAGACCCCACUUUUCAGUCCAUAUAGGGUUGUAUGUAAGCAAAUUGUUUUGCUUGUUGAUGUUUUUUGUUACUGCGCGGUGUUGUUACCGAUUGUUUGGUCGAUUGAGAAGUUGCGUGAGGUGGUUCAGACGGACGAGAAAGCUGCGGUGAAAUUGAAGAAAUUGACCCUGUUUAGGCAGUAUUACAUUAUGGUCAUUUGUUAUAUUUACUUCCCUCGUAUUAUGGUUUAUACUUUGGAGACAACAAAUACUGUAUAUAAAUAUUCAUGGAGCCGUGUUUUAGUUGGGGAGCUGGCCACACUCACCUUUUAUGUGUAUACUGGGUAUGAAUUCAAGCCAAAGGUGGAUAACUUGUAUUUUCCGACCGAUGAUGAAGAGGAAGAGGGCGGUUCAGAGCAAUUGAAGCUUUGAGAUGAGGAAAAAUGGGCAAUGAUUGAAGAAAAUGAAUACAUGAAUCCUUAUUGA
Gossypium raimondii (Peruvian cotton) is the source of this 1357-nucleotide messenger RNA. Its product is annotated as protein CANDIDATE G-PROTEIN COUPLED RECEPTOR 7. Lineage: Eukaryota; Viridiplantae; Streptophyta; Magnoliopsida; Malvales; Malvaceae. The transcript has 2 exons. Gene Ontology annotation, biological process: transport. Gene Ontology annotation, cellular component: membrane; Golgi apparatus. The record is from RefSeq and is a predicted model, not a curated record.